Messenger RNA from Macrobrachium nipponense, 3570 nucleotides. RefSeq lists its product as uncharacterized. The coding region runs from base 315 to 1136 and encodes 273 amino acids. Lineage: Eukaryota; Metazoa; Arthropoda; Malacostraca; Decapoda; Palaemonidae. The record is from RefSeq and is a predicted model, not a curated record. The transcript is spliced from 5 exons.
CAUCUAGAAGUGGAAGUGAAAGGGUUCUUAUAUAUUUGUCCAUUAUUUUCUUUUGUUUAGUUUUGGGACGUACUGGAUAGAAGCCUCUCUUUGAAACAAACGCCAUCCACGUUAUCCGAAGACUCUUCCAGGAACAUCUCGGGGAACCUCAGGAGAGAAAGAACGUCCGUCAUCAAUGGCCAUGAAGCCGGGAAGAAUCGUGGUGAUGAUGUUGGCUGUGCAUUUUCUUUUCUUGCCUUCAGGACUUUCAGCCAGUCUGAUUUUUCCCUCCUCUCACCAAAUAUCAAUCGGGUCUUUGUUGAACAGAAGGGACCAUGUACCAAUCAACGAAGAAUGAGCCUGCUACUAUCCCACUUCCUGAGUGUGAUCUUGUUAAGAUCGAGUCCAGAAUUUCAUGUUGGGACGACUAUCCUCAAAUUGAAUUGCAAGUCACAUGGAAUAACUAUACUUUGAAUGCGUCCAGCCUCUUCCACUGUUUCUGUAGACGUGAUCAUCCAAUAUUUCAUCGAAGAUAUUCUAGGGUUCCAUUGAUUCAAAUUGAAAUUUCAAGAGAAACACUUCAAGCUUCACGGUAUUGCGACGUGAUGAUUCGAGAUCCAGAGUCCCGGACUCUUAAAGGACGCACCUUGAUUAUUUCAAGCGAUGAAAUGCUGGAAUGGGAUCUUUAUAUCCGUGGUAACUGCAACAUAUUUUACCAGAAAGCCCAGACGUGGAAAACUGCAACUUUUGCGACAGGAGCUGUGGCCAUCCUCUUUCUUGCGGUGACGAUCUCUUUGGCUGUCUAUAUUCUCCUCAAGAAGCGAAAUACCAGGAGCUUAAAAGGCCAAACACAUCUAGAAAUGCAAAAUAACCACGAAAUGUUCGACCUCGGAAGGUCCAAUGCCACAUACUUAGAGAAAGAGGAAGCUAUUUAUGACAUUCCUGAAGGUUUCAUGGGCACUGUGGAGAGCACAACAAACAUGUACAGGAACAACCAGGCCUUGGAGACGAACCAGCAAAGCCCCAUAGUGGACAGCGAGAUGUAUCUGAUCCCGCAAUGCAUGCAAAAAGGUACAGAGACCGUUUAUGAAAAUGUCGCAGACCGCAGGCAGAACAACGACAAUUUAUAUGAAAACCUCCCAGUCGUAAGAUCCUAAAAAAUAUCGAAAUGAGUAGAGGGUCUUGCCUGUCAAAUCAACACCAGUAUGUUUCCUGGGAGAGUUUGUUUUUCUUUCUGCAGCAAUGAUAGUAUUUUGGAAGUAUUAUGCUAUUCCCGUGGAGUCUUAGGCUUUAUGUAUGUGACACUGCUAUGUCAGAGAGUUGUGAGUGACUUUUUCGACAGUUUGUUUAGGCGAGACCUCCCUUUGCUUCGUUUUUCGUGCUCGGCUCACGUGAGACUGUGACUUGCAUGUCAAGAUAAACUGUUGUGACCUAUAGUAGUAAUAGUAGAAGCAGUUGCUGUAUUCAUUUAUAUUAUUAUCUUUUAAAAGGAAGAAGACCAAUCGUUACCAACUACGUGCAAAUAAGAAGAAUCAGGUGAGCACCUUGGCAUGGAGAAAACAACUGUUUCGAGAUGAUGUAAAUACUUUUGAACUUUUAGGUAUUCACUCCAGUAUUUCAGUACAAGAAAUCUGGCAACAUUGCAGAUUAUCAAUAUCGAUGUAUUUCUUUCUCCGGCUCCGCUGUGCAUACAAGCAUUCUUUAAACUAUGACACUGCAAGCUCUUCUCCAUUCAAGAGGUCAUCAUGAGUGUGGGAAAUAUUCCUUAUAAUAAUCCUAAUCCUUAUAUUAUUUGUCUGUUUCUGUUGUUUAGAAAAUGAGAUAUAUAUUUAUUUUUUUAUCAUGUUCUUAACGGCCGUUACAGGUAUAAUAACAUGCGGUGAUAGUUGAACGAGGAUGCUAGGCUGUGCUUGCCCCUCUCUGUAUGUAUGUAUGUUUGUAUUAACGCACGAUCAUGAAUUAGUUCAUUAUAUUUAACCAUUGUGUUGAUACUCGUGUUUUCUUUUGAAUGUAUCUUUUUGUAACUAAUUAUAAGAUUUUGCGUUGAUAUGAAUCUCAUAAGGAAGUUCUGUAUUCAGCAUUUAUGUUACAACUGGCCUCCUUACCCUCUAAAUUCUGAGUGUAGAAUGCGACCAAACUGGCCAAGAGCCACCAUGAGAGCAAUAACUCAUGCUGGCAUAUGACCAGCUUAAUGUACGUCUAUAUUGCAUGACAUAAUAAGGGUGAAAGAACCACAUCUACUCGAGAAUGACACUCAACAUAAUUUUAUCUGAUUUUGCUAUGUUCUAGUACGUAGUAUCUGUGGUGCGGUUAACACCGAAAAGAUGGUUUUACAGAAAGGCGAGGUCUUUUGACAUAACGUCAGUAGACGUUUCAGUAACGCAGUAUGAUUACUGUUUUAGUUAUGAUAAUUCAUUUGUCCAUAUAUAAAUGAAAUUGCUCUUGGUGAAUGUAUUGCGCAUAUCACGUAUGGUAAGAGUUGAAGGUAUUAUUGGGUCUUGUUUGGGCCUCUCGCCAGAGGAGCCAUUAGGAGAGGUCAAGAGAUAGGGAGGGGAAAGGAAGGGUAGUAUAGUUCGCCCCUCUGAUCGCUCCUUUGCGUGCCCCUCUGUGGAUGUGUAUGUGUGUGCGUAGUACACUGGAUGGGCGUGAUAUCGCCCAAAAUUGUAUUGACCCACACCACCAAUUAGUUCACUGCAUUUAAUAAAUAUGUUGAAGUUGCACACUAUUAUAUUUGGAAUUUAUUCUUGAUAAUGAACUUGAUAAUUAUUGUAAAGUUUUUUAUGUUCAUGAAAACCUUGCAAGUCAGUUCUACAUUCGUGGUAAUUGUAUAACUUGUCUCUUUUCCCCAACAAAACCCGAAUGCAGGACGGGAUGAAUAGCUUCUUGGCUCAACUUUGAGGUGACCUGUCAUCUAGUGUUGUGUAGUGAUGUGUGUGUGGAUUUAGAAAGGGCGAUUGCCCUGAUUCUUUGAAUUUUGUCGUAAUUUGUUUCAUUUGAGUGCCAUUGAUUUAUAAUUCUCCUUGAGUGAUUAAUUUCAUUUGUCACUUAUGUUAUUACUCUUUGAUAUGUUUAACCUUUAGUUAUUAAAUUAAUUUCAACUUUACAUAAUAUUAUAUCAAAUGUGUUCCAAUAUCCCUCCAUUUUAUUUCAUUUUUCCUAUGUUUCAGUUUUAUGGAUUGUGAAUAUAAAUUGAUCUGAUAAACUUUUACUGUGUUCAUACUUAAGGUUACGCAGAUAACUUGUAGAAACGAGAUAACACAGCGGUCCUCUAAGAUCUGAAAAUCAACCCGUGAGUACUCGCAACAUUUUGGGAGAGAGAGAGAGAGACCUUACCUUACAGACCUUACAGUUCGUUCGGGUUGCCCCAGGUCCCUCAGUGUGAGGCGCCUCUAAUGUCUACCAGAGAGUUGCUAGUACAUCUUCCGGUAUAUUUUGCAUCUUCCAAUCUUGGAUGGUCUGGGAUGCAGUUUAGAUAUUUGUCGAGCUUAUUCUUAAACACAUCUACGCUCACUCCUGAUAUAUUCCUCAGAUGAGCUGGCAACGCAUUGAAUAGACGCUGCAUUAUCGAUGCUGGUGCGUAGUGGAUUAAUG